CCCCCCUCCAUCCUUUGGCAGCUUCUGCUUCAGGCGGCGUCUCCGGGCAUGCUCCUUAAGCCAAAGUAUGGCCGCUUUCGCAAUGAGUCUGUGACCUCCUCUGACGACCUGAUGCAAAGCUUAACCAUGAGCAGCAAAGUUGUGGCCACGCCGGUGGUCCCGUCCACCACACCGAGUCUUCCUCUUCCUCCUUUGCCCCCUUUGGAGCCCAGCGCCAGGUCCUCCUCCUCCUCUGCUGCUGCUGGGGCUGCAGCUCUGGCGGACUCCCCCUGCCUGGACGGGGAGCAGGAUGCCACCACCACGUUCUGCAUGCUCAUCCCCAGGAUGCCCCAGUGGAAGUUCUCCAACUCUCUGCUCAGCAGGAGCCCGUCCAGCUCCAGCAAAGACUCCAGCAAGGGGGCAGGAGCUCCGUCCCAGAGCUCCACGCCAUCGCUCAGACCCGUUGGUUCGACUCCCGCCAGCGGAGCAGUGGCCAGCCUGGCCGCCGUGCUCAACUCCUGUGACCCCGUGUGUGUCACCCCCUGUUCCCUGCAGGCCAUCCGGGGGCAGCGGGCAGUUGCAGCUGCAAGUUCUGGUCAUGGAUUCGGGACCUCAGAGGUCACGGUGAGCCCCGGCGCCACCAGCAGGUCAGGAAUGAACCGCAGGACGAGAGGGGACGGCGUGUGGCCCGGGGGGGAAGACCUCAGCCACAAAGGCAGCUUCAUCAACAAACCGUCUCAGGGAUGGCUGCACCCCGACAAGAAGAUCGCAGGACCGGGGGCCUCCUACAUCGUCAGGUACAUGGGCUGCAUUGAGGUGCUGAAGUCGAUGCGUUCGCUGGAUUUCAACACGAGGACUCACGUGACGAGAGAAGCCAUCAACAGGCUGUGUGAAGCUGUGCCGGGGGGCCGGGGGGUCUGGAGGAAGAAGGUUUUUAACAAAGCUCUGCAGACGGUCAUGGGGAAGAGUAACCUGCGGUUUGCAGGCAUGAGCAUCGCAGUCAACAUCUCUGUGGACGGGCUGGGCCUGCUCAUCCCAACCACUCGACAGGUGAUUGCACACCAUCCCAUGCAGUCGAUCUCUUUUGCCUCUGGAGGAGACUCGGACACACCUGAUUAUGUUGCAUAUGUGGCCAAAGAUCCGGUUAAUAAGCGAGCUUGCCACAUCCUGGAGUGCUCGGACGGUUUGGCCCAGAGUGUCAUCAGCACCAUCGGCCAGGCCUUCGAGCUGCAGUUCAAGCAGUAUCUGCACAGCCCCCCCAAAACCAUGGGCUCUUUGGAGAGGUCCGUCAGGUUCGAGGAGGCGUGGGGGGACGAGGAGGACCCCUCAGAGCACGACUACUACAACAGCAUCCCAGGGAAGGAGCCUCCUAUCGGGGGAGUCGUGGACUCCAGACUGCGGCCCGCUGGAGCCCUUCUGGGUCACAUCCACACCCAGCCUCCCAACAAAACGCCGCCGCAGGCAGGCCCAACAGCUAAAAGGGAGCCAGCGUCUUACCCGCCUGCUCAGCUGUGCUAUGAGCUUCACUGGGACACUGACAUGACCUGCAGCUCAGACGGGUACCUGUGUGCCGACGGUCAGCCGACAGCCAGCAAGGACUACGAGGAGCAUCAGUACGUGAACACGCAGAGUCUGGAGCACCUGGAGGCUCAGGGGGCCGAUGGGCAGAGGGGGCCAAAGGACAGUCCCAAGAAGGACCUGUUUGACAUGAGGCCCUUUGAGGACGCCUUGAAGCUUCACGAGGCUUGUGGAGGAGCUGCUUCACAAGCCGGAGGGGGGGUUGUUCCCGUCCUGGAGGACCAGUGGCCCAGCCCCCCGCGGCGCAGAGCCCCCGUGGCCCCGAAUGAGGAGCAGCUCCGCAGGGAGCCCUGGUACCACAGCCGCAUGAGCCGGCGAGACGCCGAGAAACUGCUGGUGCGAGACGGAGACUUCCUGGUCCGCGAGAGCACCACCAACCCGGGGCAGUACGUCCUGACGGGCAUGCACUGCGGCCUGCCCAAACACCUGCUGCUGGUCGACCCCGAGGGAGUGGUUCGGACCAAAGACAUGCUGUUUGAGAGCAUAAGCCAUCUCAUCUCGUACCACCUGAAGAACGGGCUGCCCAUCGUGGCGGCGGAGAGCGAGCUUCACCUGAAACAAGUGGUCCGCAGGAAGCAGUGAGGCUCUCGCAUCGUCCAGCGAACUCUAAAACCAGAAUCUGGAACUUUUGGAAGCUCUGCUUCUGCUUUCCCCAUCGACCCUCACAAAAGCCGGUGAUCCGUAUCACCUGGAGCUUCUGUUGCCUCCUGGUCGCCAUGCCAACUCAAAUAUUUGACAUCAGCCACAUAGCAGCCCACGGCAUGGAGCACUUAACCAAACAGAGGAACCAGAGCGGCGAAAUCCUCUGAACUGACGAGGAGGAACCAAAUUCAGGACGUGGAUUCAAGCGGCCGCAUGCACAGUUGUUUGUUUGCCUUCAGCGCUACGAGGAAACCAUCAUCUCUCUACCGGAGACGGACACCAGAACUGAAAGUGAUUCUCUAAUGUGGAUGUAAAAAUAUCCGGUUCCAAAUGCAGGAUUCUGACUGAAUGGAGGAAACGAGAACAAGACGGCCUGUUUGGACUGAAAGGGCCGUUUUAGUUUCAUCCAUCUGCAGGAUCUUUAUGGACCAAAGGAAACAGAAAACAUUCAAAACGGGAGCAAAUUCCUCCUGUUUCAGUUAGAGAGAAGAACGUACAGGAAUGCUCCGCCCUUCCACGUGUUCCACGUCUGUUCCUGCCCCAACACUCCUGAUGGGGUUGGGCACCGACAUUCGGUUUCAGGAACUUGGAUUUCUGAUCUUUGAAUUGGCCCGUCUCAGGGAAUAAUGAAGCAGACGGAUUGUUCUUUGUAGAUAAUGUUCAUGUCAGCAGUUUCAACCGUGAUCUAGAAGGUAAUGAAUGUAUUUUCAUGUUUUUUUUAACAUUUCUGGAGAACCUGUUUAGAAGGUCGUCACUGUUCCUGGUGUCAACCUUCAACCUUCAGUGCACAGAGAGAUUAAUGCGAGGCUUGGAUUCAAAUGUGACUUUUUUUAUUCAUUUUUAUUAUUAUUAUUGUUUUUCAAUCCCUCAUUUUGCUUUCUCAGGAAUUUUUUGGGACUUUUCUUUUGUGACUAAAUGGCUUUUGUCAAUAAACUCACUUUAAAACAGGGAAAAACUAAUAUUGGUGUUCUUUGAGUAAUUUCCUGGUAGUUUUAGCCCAUUUCUGAUUUCUUUUUUGCCACAACAGUUUUAUUUCAGAGGAUCUACAGUGGAACCAUCUCCUCAUCCCAAAUAUAAGGACAGAUCAGACGCCUGGUGGUCAAAAAAUGCCCAAUAACCGGAGAAAUCACCAAAUGUGCUCCGUUGGUGUAUUUAUAAUUAGCUUUAAGGCACACAGGGACGGCUAAACUGGAAGAUGUUGGAUUUAUUAACAGGUGGUGAGUAUAUACUUAUUAGUUUCAAGUUUUUAUCAAAGCUAAAUCAGUCAAACAUGCUGGACAAACACAAUAGAAGAGACUUUUCUGCUGGUAAACAACCACAAUACAAACUGGAUCAGGUUUUGAUCCUCUUGUAUAGUCCAUCUUCAUCUUCAAACUCUUCUUGUGGAGGGAAAUAGGAAUAAAAUCAGUUUCCAUAUUAGAAUCUGUGCCGUUUAAGCCAACCAGCAGAUGAAUUAUUUUUCCUUCUUUGUGGUUGUAAACUGAAAUGCACAAAGAUUUGACAUCUGUAAAUGCAUGUUAAUUGUGUAAAAAAAGAUUUUGGGGAAAGCAAAUAUUUCUGUAUCCAUUAAAAAAAUAAUUUAAAGCUUUAAAAAACUAUUUUAGACAUUUGUAAACGAGUUUUCUGUCAGAAUAUAUGCGUCUGCCCAGAACAGCACCAACGUCAUGACAUUUGAGUUCUAAAAACUAACCUUUCUCCUGCCAGCAGCACCUCAGAAACCCAUCAGUUUGAUCAAAUCUUAAUUAAAACAGACAUUUUCUUUCUCUGUUUAAUCUCUUUUCAACUAUUAUACUUCCAAUUAGUGCUUGUAAAAGUGACCAAAUGUUUAUUUGGUUGUGAAUUAUUUUCUGGAUGUUUUUGGUAAUAUUCUCUUUAUUAAUAUAGUGAAACGGAACCAAAUCUAGUUUUGGUUCAAAUGUAUUUUUUAUUACUUUAUGUCACUGAAACAAAUGUAGGAAUUUUAUCCACAUUUAAUUGUUCAAAUAAAUUUGUUGUUUCUCCUG
Messenger RNA from Oryzias melastigma (Indian medaka), 4202 nucleotides. RefSeq names its product SHC (Src homology 2 domain containing) transforming protein 2 (gene shc2). The record is from RefSeq and is a predicted model, not a curated record. Gene Ontology annotation, molecular function: receptor tyrosine kinase binding. Gene Ontology annotation, cellular component: plasma membrane. NCBI's taxonomy places the organism in Eukaryota, Metazoa, Chordata, Actinopteri, Beloniformes, Adrianichthyidae. Gene Ontology annotation, biological process: intracellular signal transduction; cell surface receptor protein tyrosine kinase signaling pathway.